Messenger RNA from Rhizophagus irregularis DAOM 181602=DAOM 197198, 2533 nucleotides. The record is from RefSeq and is a predicted model, not a curated record. NCBI's taxonomy places the organism in Eukaryota, Fungi, Glomeromycota, Glomeromycetes, Glomerales, Glomeraceae.
UUACUCGGAAAAUGGGAAAAUGAUUAAAAAUUUAACCACGCUCCUUCCCUGUUAAAACAAUGUUUCGAAUCCUUCAAAAUCAAACGACAAACUCAAAGAUAAUACUUUCUCGUAGUGAAAUUAAUUGUACAUAUAAUCCAAUAUCAAAUUUUUCUCGUUUCUUUAUCUUUUCUCACGUACAAAAACAACGAGUUUUCGCGCGUAAUAAGUUAUUUGCUUUUUUAGCAGGCACUGAAGAAGUCGAAAAUGGACAACUUUAUUUUGACAAUUAUGAUAAUAUGAGAAUUACUACUCCCGUAAGGUGGCCUAUUGAUGUUAGACGUUUUGUAAGUGGACCGAGCGAAGAAAAACUAAUGGAAAAAUUAAAAUCAGGAGAGUGGAUUCCUACCGAGAGUGAAAUGCCUCACAAUUUCAAGAUUGAAGGAGUAAAAAUAAGAAAAAAGGAGGAUGGAAUGUUUGUUGACUUUACUUUUCGAGCCAAUCAAUUUCAAAAAGAGAAGGCAUUGGAAGAAAUAAUUGAACGAGUACAGACUUCUCUAAAAGAAAAACAUGAUGUACUAUGGUUCAAUGUUAAUGCGUAUUUGGUCAAGGGAGAGCCAUUUAUUGAGAAUUUAGUUGAUAGAUACCCAGUAAGCCGUUUACGGAUCGAAUUUCAAGGACCGGAUGUUUUAACCGAAACCCUUUAUAAAUAUCUCGAACCAUAUGGUUUAAUUCGUGACAUAAAUCUUUUUCCAGCGUCUUCUAAUUAUAUUUCAAGAUAUGCAUUGGUACAAUACGUAAAAGUUAGAUCAGCUAUCUGCGCCAAAAAUUGCUUACAUGGAAUGAUUGUUGAUGGCGCGAGAUUUAAUAUCCUAUAUGAUAGUCCCGUUCGAAUGUUCAGGAUUUAUAAAUGGAUAAUAAAUCAUCCGACACUUUCAACAAUUUCGAUUCCACUUAUUCCAUUCGUUGCUGUUGCUGUAGUCGUCGGUAUAACUUAUGGCCUGAAUUUUAUCUGCUAUAUCUUUGUUAGAACAAGAAUUGCAUAUUAUCACUUGUAUCAACAGCUUAGGGAGAAAACAAGUGGCCUAUUUACGACUUUUCGUGAAAAACCAGAAGAGGAGAUUUUUAAUUUUAGUACAAAAGAACAAGAAGAAAAAUUACAAAAUUGGUUGAAAGAUCCACCAGACAAUUUUAUCGUUUUGCUUGGUCCAACUAAUAGUGGUAAAAGUGCCCUUGUUAAUAAAAUUUUACGAGGAAAGAGGAAUACAUUAUAUAUAAAAUGUGAUGAUAUCAUCGAUUCUCGAAAUAAAAAUGAACGUGCUUUAGAAUUAGCAAAACAAGUUGGAUGCUCCUCUGCAUUCAACCUUGUAAUUUCCUUUUCAAAUUUAGGGAGUUUAUUGGCUAAUGAAGUUAUAGGACAUAAAAUAUUUGGAUUACCUUCAACUGUUGAUGAUCCUGUCAAGAAAGUCCUUGAUUUGGUUGAAAAUGCUUUAUAUAAGACCAGGAGAUCACGGCGCGCUCAGAAUUCUGAAAAUGAAUUUCCUAUUGUAGUUAUUGAUGCUUAUAUGAUUAAGUAUAAGGAAAAUCAUGAUUUAUGGGAACUUUUGAUAAAAUUUGCGAGUGAACUUGUUACAAACAAACUUGCUCACGUAGUAUUCGUGAGUUCAAACAUCGGUAUUAUCAAUCAUCUAGGAAAUCAAGCUCCUUCAAUGCAAGUAAAUACACUAGAUUUGCAUGAACCGGAAGAAGUUAUUAAUUUGGUGGACCAGUAUGCACGUGACAAAAACAUCGAAAUUCCUGAAGGUUUGAAAGAAGCUGUUAGUAGCAUUGGUAUGCACUUAACAGAUUUGGGACUUUUUAUUGGCAAAAUACGGAAUGGAACAAAACCGGAUGAUGCAUUGAAUAACCUUGUUAGUGAAGCAAAAGCUGAUGUUUAUAGAAUUGCAUUUCGUGACGAUUUUGAACAUGUAGCGAACAAGGAAUGGAGUGAUAUUCAAUUUUGGGAAAUAAUGAAAGGAUUAUCCAAAAAGGAAUACUUAUUUUAUGAUAUUGUCAAAUCUUCGCCGUUAUUCGAUGAUGAUGAUACUCCCAUCAAAGCUAUGGAACGAUCUGGAUUAAUAUCUAUAACACUGUUACCAAAAGAAUCUACAGUUUCUAUAAUAAAAGCUGGUAAACCACUUUACCAAAAAGUCUUUGCAGAAAUAAGUUCUGAUGAAUUAUUUGAAACAAAAAUGAAAUAUAAAACGGCCCAAUAUUAUUUAACACUUGAGAAUAGUAAAAUUAAAGAAUAUGAAGACGAACUUGAAAAAUUGGUUAAAAUAGAUAGUAAAUGGAAUAACAAAUGGUCUAGUAGAUGGUCAUUUAGUUGGUUGUUUGGUAAUGGUCAUGAAGUCAUUAAUCAUCGGGUUAAAUUCUUGUUAUUACAAUUAAAGAAAAGCCUUGCACGUGCAAAGAAACAUCAAAAACAAAUUGAUGAAUUAAAACACAAUUAUGAAUUAAUACUUAAUAGAAAAGGCAGUUAAAUAUAAGGUAAUGAUAAGUUAUUUAUUUUUAU